Messenger RNA from Aspergillus nidulans FGSC A4, 727 nucleotides. RefSeq names its product putative DRAP deaminase. The record is from RefSeq and is a predicted model, not a curated record. The transcript has a single exon. NCBI's taxonomy places the organism in Eukaryota, Fungi, Ascomycota, Eurotiomycetes, Eurotiales, Aspergillaceae. Bases 1 to 669 code for a protein of 222 amino acids.
AUGCGCUCUCCACACCUCCAGUAUCUUCAAAAAUGCCUUUCCCUCGCCGAGCAAGCUCCUUCUCUUCCCACAAAUUUCCGCGUCGGCGCCCUCCUCGUCUCCCGCAAAGACGGCGAUCUCAUGACCGAACACGAUGAGCUUCUCUCGACGGGCUACACAAUGGAAUUACCCGGGAACACUCACGCCGAGCAAUGCCUUCUGUCAAAUUACGCCUCUAGACACUCCGUUCCGGAGGACCGUGUGUCAGAAGUCCUCCCUGACACGCCAGGCCGCAAACUAGUCCUCUACGUGACGAUGGAGCCGUGUGGAAAGCGCCUAUCAGGUAACCUACCCUGCGUACAACGAAUUAUCCAGACAAGGAAGAAUGGACGGAGAGGUAUCGAGAAGGUCUACUUUGGCGUAAAGGAGCCAACCACGUUUGUAGGGGAGUCGGAGGGGUGCAAGAUGCUGACAGAGGCCGGGAUCCAGUGGAGGGUUGUGCAAGGGCUUGAGAGGGAGAUCCUGACAGUUGCGACGGCGGGACAUGAGAAUUCAGAGAAGGAGGUCAAGGAGGCCUUGAGCAAAGUCGAGACAAACCUAGAUGAUAUUAGUGAAGAUGAGGCAAAGAGGCAGGAUUUGUUGAGGCGGAAUCCGAUGAAGAGGGUGAUGGAGACGACCGUUCCCCGGUAGUACCCUAUACUACUAAUAAAAAUGUACAGUAAUAAUAAUGAGCUGUAUCUGCUUCCGG